AUGGCUGAACGCAACGAAACAACUAUAAAUACGAAGAAAAGAAAACGCACAGGCAGAAUGAGUGAUGUAUUAAAGAAACUUCGACUUCAGAAUCACGAACUUGGUGAUGACUGCAAAUGUGAUCGUUUUAAAUGUUUUGAAAUGACAAGUAAGGACCAGAGGACAAGAAUAAUAAGUCAAUUUAAUAGUUUCGCCACCAGGAUGGACACAUGUUCGAUUUGCGAUGAAUUUCAAGCAGAGAAAAAACACUUUGAAAUUAAAAUUGCUUCUCUUUCUGAUGGUCAUGAAAAAUCUCAGAUUUUGUCUCAACUUAGAAAGCUGGAAAUUGAGAACCUAGCACAUAAAAAGAGAGCUGAAGUAUUUUAUGAUAAAAAGAGAAAAGCUCGUUUGAGGGCUAGGCAGGAUGCCACAACAAUCGCGAUAGCAAUGGAUUUCUCAAAAAAUCUUCCUGUGCCAAACAUAACUACCAACGACGUUUAUUAUAAAAGGCAGCUUAGUUACUUUAUGUUUAAUGUUCAUGUCCUUGCUGAUUCCUCAUCUUAUUUCUAUGCAUACGAUGAGAGUAUUGGAAAAAAAGGAUCGGACGAUGUGGCUUCUCAUCUCUUUCAUUUUAUAUGCCACGAAAUGGAUAAGCAGGGCAAGACUCUUACAAUUUUCUGUGACUCAUGUGGCGGUCAAAAUAAAAAUUACACCAUUUUUAGAAUGUUACACUACAUGGUUCACUGUUGCAAUCGCUUAGAAUCUGUCACAGUAAUAUUUCCGAUUAGGGGUCACUCCUAUAUGGAAUGCGACCGAAACAUGGCCUUUAUAAAUCAAAAGGCUAGGGCUGAACUCCCUGAACAAUGGGCUGAACACGUACGUGGAGCUCGACAGAGACCAAAACCUUUCAAUGUCAUUGAAUGUUCACAAGAUGCAUUUAAGGGCUGGACUGCAUUUCUAAAACCGUUUUACAAAAAAGCUUGUCCAUUUCCCAUAAGACCUGUACGUGAAUUCAGAGUCCAAAAAGAACAUCCACGGCUCAUGUUUCACAGGAAUUUUAGUAAUAGUCAAUGGGAAUCAAGUGUGGUUAACACACCAGCUUCUUUUCGAUAUACAAAGGUAGGUAUUCAUGAGGGGGAAUUUAAAUUACCUGAUUUAGCUUAUCAAGACAAGCUGACUAUAUCAACAGCGAAAUAUAACGACUUGCAGUUCCUGAAAAAGUUCUGUAGGCCUGAAGCAAAACGUUAUUACAAUGAACUUCGUCAUGCUGUAAAUAUAAAAGAACCAGAAGAUAACUAA
Parnassius apollo (apollo) is the source of this 1278-nucleotide messenger RNA. Lineage: Eukaryota; Metazoa; Arthropoda; Insecta; Lepidoptera; Papilionidae. The record is from the annotation of a GenBank genome assembly.